Molecule: messenger RNA, 692 nt
Organism: Raphanus sativus (radish)
Lineage: Eukaryota; Viridiplantae; Streptophyta; Magnoliopsida; Brassicales; Brassicaceae
Exons: 2
Coding region: 71-508 (145 amino acids)
Source: RefSeq, a predicted model, not a curated record
UUCUCGGGAGAGAGCGAAGAAGCACAUUUAUAUAAACCCUAGAUUUCUCCACCAUUAGGGUUAGUGAGCGAUGGCGACUGCAGGAACUGCGACGGCGAAGAGAAAACCGGUGUUCGUGAAGGUUGAACAGCUGAAGCCUGGGACGACGGGUCACACGUUGACUGUUAAGGUCGUUGAUUCCAACCCUGUGGUUCCGACGACCCGUAAGGCUCGUCCGGUGAGUUCUAUGAGUCGUCCGUCUCAGCCUAGUCGAAUCGCCGAGUGUCUCAUCGGAGACGAGACCGGGUGUAUUCUAUUCACUGCUCGUAACGAUCAAGUUGAUCUUAUGAAGCCGGGAGAAACGGUGAUACUGCGCAACUCGAGGAUAGACAUGUUCAAGGGCACGAUGAGGCUAGGGGUUGAUAAAUGGGGACGCAUCGAAGCCACUGAACCAGCAUCUUUCACUGUCAAAGAGGAUAACAAUCUGUCUCUUGUUGAAUACGAACUGAUUAACGUUAACGAUCAGUGAGAUCUUCUUUGGUGUGUGUUUGGGGGAGUGAAGAGGGUUUAUGAUUCUUCUUCUACCGUUAAGGUCUUUGAUUUAGUUGUUGAAGCUUUGUAUGGACUUGUCCAGAGACGCUUUCUUUUAGGAAUGCUUUCUAUUUCUUUUUUGUUUUUUUUUUCUGUCUCCAUCUACGAAACUCUUGCAUCAA